ACCAGUGGUUUUGUGCUGAUGCAGAGGAGUGUUGACCGUUCAGCUGACCAGUCGAUGACCCUCGCCUGACCUUGCCCUAUAUGCACAACGCUGCGUACAUCUUCUAGCCUCAAGCCGAAAUCCAGACGCAGACGAUAGCAUCACGAUGGAGAUGGACUUCUUGAAGGAUUUCUCUGACAAAUGGCAACUAAACAAAAAGACCGUGAAAAGUCUCGAAACCAACAACAUCGUCUUGGAAGAGGAUUUCCUGGACUUGUCCGAUUCGGACAUAGAAAAUCUCGGUUUGACCAUCGGCCAGAAGAAUGCGCUUAAGAGGGGCAUAUCCAUUGUGAGGAUGUCGACCACGAUGACGCAAGAAUGUGGAGAGGACAUAGCACAGCAUCUGUCCAACAGCUUGACCAACAUGUCCUUCUUUUCGUGCAAGUCCGAGGACCAGACUGACUCAAGUGAGUACUCCUGUAGUGUAGGCCCAUGGAGGGUAGGGUGACGGCGCUUAUCAUCACAGCCUAACGUUAGAUUUACCAUUCAAGGUGAUACGAAAUAAAUAGCCAGGUAACAGGUGGG
Haliotis rubra (blacklip abalone) is the source of this 564-nucleotide messenger RNA. RefSeq lists its product as uncharacterized. Bases 146 to 487 code for a protein of 113 amino acids. The record is from RefSeq and is a predicted model, not a curated record. The transcript is spliced from 2 exons. NCBI's taxonomy places the organism in Eukaryota, Metazoa, Mollusca, Gastropoda, Lepetellida, Haliotidae.